Molecule: messenger RNA, 7343 nt
Organism: Rhincodon typus (whale shark)
Lineage: Eukaryota; Metazoa; Chordata; Chondrichthyes; Orectolobiformes; Rhincodontidae
Gene: dock3
Product: dedicator of cytokinesis 3
Exons: 48
Coding region: 70-5787 (1905 amino acids)
Biological process (GO): small GTPase-mediated signal transduction
Cellular component (GO): plasma membrane; cytoplasm
Molecular function (GO): guanyl-nucleotide exchange factor activity; small GTPase binding
Source: RefSeq, a predicted model, not a curated record
AGGAGAACGGACGGCAGUAACAGCAGUGGCGUGACUCUGGAUGGCGUUUGUGGGAGCUAGUGCGGCGCAAUGAGUGAGAGCCGGAGCCGAAACCGAAGCCGGAGUCGGAGCCGGGCUCGCGUCGGGAGAGGCAGUCACCGAGGUGUUCCUCCGCCACCGAGCCAGGGAGAGGAGGACAGUCACCGAGGUGCCGGGUCAGUGGGCGAUCAUAUCGCCUCCCCGACGCGCGCGCACCGUGGGAGAAUUCCAUGUGAAGCGGCCGACACUCGGGCUUGUCCAGUCCCGGGCGAGAUGUGGACACCGACGGAGGAGGAGAAAUUUGGCGUCGUGAUAUGCAGUUUCCGAGGUUCAGUGCCUCAGGCGCUUGUGCUAGAAAUUGGAGAAACAGUUCAGAUCUUGGAAAAGUGUGAAGGAUGGUUCAGAGGGUUUGCAACCAAAAAGCCUACAGUCAAAGGUCUCUUUCCUGCAAGCUAUAUCCACCUGAAGGCAGCAGUUGUUAGUAACCGGGGCCAGUUUGAGACUGUAGUUCCAGUGGAAGAUCCCAUUGUUACUGAGGUCACAGCCACAUUACAAGAAUGGAUAAUGCUCUGGAAACAGCUGUAUGUGCACUUGUCCAGUAGACACAGCAUACAGCAAAGUACUACACAGACGGAUACUAUGAGGCAUCGACAUGGUGAUACAUGCCGCAUCCCCAUACCCCACCAUCUCUUGCUAAGUAUGAAAAGCUUUACCUACCACACUGUUGGAGAAGAUACAGACAUCUUCUUUUCUCUUUACGACAUGCGAGAGGGUAAACAGAUCAGGACGGGCUGGUGCACAAUAAACAAGAGAAGUCAUGGAAUGGAUCUCAGUAACAAGGAUCUGAAGCGAGAUCUCUACAUAGUUGUUCAUGUGAUACGAAUAGGUCGGAUGUUAUUGAAUGAUUCAAAGAAAGGCCCUCCUCAUGUGCAGUAUCGUCGCCCGUACGGUUGUGCAGUACUGAGUAUGAUGGACGCUCUAACGUCGAUUGCUGAACUUCGUGAGGAAAAGGAUUUUAUGUUGAAAGUUUACACGUGCAAUAAUGAAAAUGAAUGGUAUCAAAUCCAUGAAAAUAUAAUUCGCAAAUCCAGCAACAAGUACACAGCAGCCAGCACAAAUUAUGGUGACAUCAGAAACGAUUUGUAUCUCACAUUGGAGCGAGGAGAUUUUGAGAGAGGUGGAAAGAGUGUCCAGAAAAACAUAGAAAUAACGGUUUACGUCCUUUAUGCAGAUGGAGAGACACUCAAGGAUUGCAUUAGUCUUGGCUCUGGAGAACCUGCUGCAAGUGAACAUUGCUCUUUCGUGAUGUACCACAACAACAGUCCACGCUGGGGCGAGAUCGUGAAACUGCCCAUCCCUGUUGACAAGUUUAGAGGCUCACACCUUCGAUUUGAGUUCAGGCAUUGUUCCACAAAAGAUAAAGGUGAAAAGAAGCUAUUCGGUUUUGCAUUUACACCACUGAUGCGUGACGAUGGUACAACACUCUCGGAUGAUAUUCAUGAACUAUACGUCUACAAGUGUGAUGAAAAUAGCACUUUCAGUAACCAUGGUCUCUACCUGGGUCUUCCCUGCUGUAAAGACGACUUCAAUGGCUGUCCCAACAUUCCCUCCAGUCUCAUUUUUCAACGAAGUACCAAGGAGUUCUUUUGGAUCUCAACCUUACUCUCAUCUACUAAACUGACGCAGAAUGUUGACCUCCUUGCCCUUUUGAAAUGGAAAGCUCAGCCAGAAAGAGUGAUGGAUAUCCUGGGGAGACUGCGUCAUGUCAGCGGUGAAGAAAUAGUUAAAUUUUUACAGGAUAUUUUAGAUACGCUGUUUACAAUUUUAGAUGACAACACAGAGAAAUAUGGGCUGCUUGUAUUUCAAUCCUUGGUAUUCGUAAUAAAUUUGCUGCGGGACAGCAAGUAUUUUCAUUUCCGUCCGGUGAUGGAUACCUACAUUCAGAAGCACUUCUCUGGUGCAUUGGCAUACAAGGAGCUAAUCCGAUGUCUGAAGUGGUACAUGGAUCGAUCUGCGGAAGUUGUAAGGCAAGAUCACAUUCAAGAGGCAAUGAGGGCCUUGGAAUAUUUGUUCAAGUUUAUUGUGCAGUCACGGAUCUUGUAUUCAAGAGCAACAGGUGGGAUAGAAGAAGAACAGUUUCGUGCCAGUGUUCAAGAGCUCUUUCAGUCCAUUCGCUUUGUCUUGAGUUUGGAUAGCAGAAGUUCUGAGACUCUCAUCUUCACACAGGCUGCCCUUCUCAAUUCCUUCCCAGCAAUCUUCGAUGAGCUGCUGCAGAUGUUUACUGUGCAAGAGGUGGCAGAGUUUGUGAGGGGGACACUGGGCAGCAUGCCCAGCACAGUGCACAUUGGUCAAUCUAUGGAUGUAGUCAAGCUGCAAUCCAUCGCACGGACAGUAGACAGUCGUCUCUUUUCAUAUUCAGACUCACGGCGGAUCCUGCUACCCGUUGUUCUCCAUCACAUUCAUUUGCACCUGCGGCAGCAGAAGGAGUUGCUCAUCUGCUCUGGAAUCCUCAGCAGCAUCUUUUCUAUCAUGAAGUCAAGCUCUCUGGAGUGCUCAGUGUCAGAAGAGGUGGAGAUGAUGGUUGAGAGCCUUCUUGACGUCUUGCUACAGACUCUGCUUGCUAUUAUGAAUAAGUCCCAGAUGGCGGAGGCGGUAAGAGGACAGCGUUGCCCACAGUGCACGGCAGAGAUAACUGGGGAGUAUGUAACCUGUCUACUGUCCCUACUUCGGCAAAUGGCAGAUAACCACUAUCAACAAUUGCUUGAUAAUUUCCAGAGCAAGGAGGAGCUCAAGGAUUUCUUAUUAAAAAUAUUCUGUGUGUUCCGAAAUUUAAUGAAGCUGAGUGUCUACCCACGUGACUGGAUGGUGAUGAGACUUCUAACCAGCAACAUAAUUGUUACAACAGUUCAAUACCUUUCUCCUGCAUUACACAAGAACUUCACAGAAGCAGAUUUUGAUUUCAAGGUGUGGAAUUCGUAUUUUAGUUUGGCUGUCCUAUUUAUAAAUCAGCCAAGUCUUCAACUAGAACAUGCCACACCUGCCAAAAGGAAGAAGAUUUUGGAUAGAUAUGGUGAUAUGAGAGUGAUGAUGGCCUAUGAACUCUUCAGCAUGUGGCAGAAUCUGGGUGAAAAUAAGAUUCACUUUAUCCCAGGAAUGAUUGGCCCCUUCCUGGGUGUCACACUGGUGCCACAAGCUGAGGUACGGAAUGUAAUGAUCCCAAUCUUUCACGACAUGAUGGACUGGGAGCAGCGAAAGAAUGGCAAUUUCAAGCAGGUAGAAGCAGAGCUCAUCGAUAAAUUGGACAGUCUGGUAUCCGAUGGAAAAGGAGAUGAAAAUUACCGUGAACUCUUCAGUCUCCUUUUAUUAGAGAAGAUUGAACAAGAAACAUGGAGAGAAACUGGUGUUUCUUUCGUAUUGUCAGUAACUCGCCUCAUGGAGAGACUGCUGGACUACAGGGAUUGUAUGAAAGGGGAUGAAACUGAAAAUAAGAAGAUUGGUUGUACUGUUAAUUUGUUGAAUUUUUAUAAAUCUGAGAUUAACAAGGAGGAAAUGUAUAUCCGUUACAUCCAUAAACUGUGUGACAUGCAUCUGCAGGCUGAUAAUUAUACAGAGGCAGCAUUUACACUAAUGCUGUACUGGGAACUGCUGCACUGGGAGGACAGAACCUUGCGAGAGUUCCUGCACUACCCAGCACAAACGGAGUGGCAGCGUAAAGAAGGACUAUGCCGACAAGUUAUCAACUACUUCAACAAGGGCAAGUGCUGGGAGUAUGGAAUUCCACUCUGUCGGGAGCUGGCCAGUCAAUACGAGGCCCUCUAUGAUUACCACAGUCUCAGCUGGAUCCGGAAAAUGGAAGCCGCAUAUUACGACAACAUAUUGGAGCAUCAGCGUCUGGAACCAGAAUUCUUUAGGGUUGGGUUUUACGGUAGGAAGUUUCCAUUUUACCUACGUAAUAAGGAGUUUGUGUGUCGUGGUCAUGAUUAUGAAAGGCUGGAGGCCUUUCAGCAGAGGAUGCUGACUGAAUUUCCACAAGCUAUUGCCAUGCAGCAUCUCAAUCAGCCAGAUGAAACCAUCCUGCAGUCUGACGCACAGUAUCUGCAAAUUUAUGCAGUGUGCCCAAUUCCAGAGAAUGUAGAAGUUCUCCAGAUGGAGAGAGUUCCAGACCGUAUCAAGAGCUUUUACCGCGUAAACAAUAUCAGCCGCUUUCGAUAUGAUAGACCCUUUCAUAAAGGUUCAAAGGACAAGGAGAAUGAGUUCAAGAGUCUUUGGAUUGAACGUACUACCCUGACCCUUACACACAAUUUGCCUGGAAUUUCCCGCUGGUUUGAAGUGGAGAAGAGAGAGGUGUUGGAAGUGAGCCCCUUAGAAAAUGCUAUCUAUGUUGUGGAAAACAAAAACCAGGAGCUGCGGACUCUCAUCAGUCAAUACCAGCACAGGCAGCUGCACGCCAACAUUAAUCUUCUCAGCAUGUGUCUUAAUGGAGUGAUAGAUGCUGCUGUCAAUGGAGGAAUAGCCAGAUACCAAGAGGAUCUUCCUGGAAUGGACAAGAUCAGUCCUGCUUGCUCUGGUUCCAGCACUCCACGUGGCAGUCUCAUGUCCAGUCAUAAUCCCAUGAGUCCAGAGGCUAUAAAGCUUGUGCAUAGACACAGCCCAUUGAACUUGCUUGGCUCCAAUAGACAUUCCUCAUCUUCACUAUCCUCACAGACAUCCAGUGAGGUUGGAAACCUUGUCAUCCUCACAGAUGGUCUUGUUGGAGAAACCCCUGAUGACCCAUUCCGCAUGCAGGCAAGUCCAUCCACCUCCAGCCUGAGUUCCACACACUCUGCACCCUCACAGAUGAUCAACUCAGCCCCGUCUAGUGCUCGAGGUUCCCCAUCAUUGUCCGAUAAAUACCGUCAUUCACGGGAGGUUAUGAUGUUGCUGCCUCCUCACAGGGACAGGCCAAGUAGUGCCCUGUAUCCAACCAUGAUGGAAAAUGGACCGCCUUCUAGUUUCCAGCGGGCCCUGAUUCAACAGGUGGUUGGACCUUGCAAACCAUGCAGUGACCCUAAUCUCUCUGUCGCUGAAAAGGCGGUGCCAGCAGCUCCCAGUAGCUGGAGUUUAGACAGUGGAACCAGGGACACAAUACCAUUCCUCACAGCACAUGUGGGCACGAUUAUGGCACCCCCAGUACCACCUCGAUCAUUGCCACCUGGUCAUUUUACUAUGAAUUUUGAUCCCUUCCAUCAUCAGAUCAGUGAUAUACCACCUGCCUUGCCUGCACGAACCCUACGCAAAUCUUCGCUACACCCAAUUCCUGCAUCACCUACAAGCCCCCACUCAGGUCUUGAUGGCAGUAACUCCACUCUGUCUGGCAGCGCAAGCAGCGGGGUGUCCUCUCUGAGUGAAAGCAACUUUGGCCAGUCAACGGAGCCACCACGUACAGACACAACAGAUUCCAGUCAGACCUGGAACCCAGAGGAGGAUGGGGAAGCCCCUUACAUACCAGUAAGGUACAGCCUAUCUGAACCAGAUGUCAUUGAAUCAGUGAAAGCUCACCCAUGCCGUAGUCACUCUGCUCCCACUGGAGUCAUUCCAAAGGAGUCCACAGAGAUACCAGCUUUGCCCCCCAAACCAUAUUAUCCCAGACCAACAUACAAAGACAAUGAAGAAACACCUGAAGAAGAGAGCAGGCCAAAGGCUUUCACACGCAAACUCUCUCAGUCUGGUCACAGUGGCAAAGAAGAGCAGGCCAAGGUACCAUGGGAACAUGGCAUCAAUCAAGACUAGGCCACAAAAAGGGCUCAAAAUUAAGGUGUUCACUGGUUCAUCCUACGGGUGUCAGCCACCUCUGUUUAUUGUAAACGGAUUACAUUUCUUUGAGAAACUAUUUACUUUGGACUAAUACUUUGUUUCAGUGAGAAGAAAGGCAUGUUUAUUUACAGCCUAGCUGCUCUCUGAUUGCAUUUGCAGUUGGAGGUCCCCAUAUGGUGCACUGUUCUGAAAAGGCCUCAACCCUUCAGGUUCAAAACUUUCUGUUGCAAUCACACACUUCACUUUGAUUACUCGCAAAGUAUAGAAUGAAUGAGGCAUCUGAUGAUUGAGAGAGUUGUGAACCCUUAAGAAUAUUAGUGAUUUCAUUAAAAUCAUGUGUCUCCUCUUUUUUUCCUUUCUCGAUAUUCUGGUCAAAGCAUUUGAUAUACCUCCUUACCAGGUCUUCCACUGACUUUUCACCUUUACUAAGAAUCAUGGGUUAAAAUGUCACUGAGGUAUCAUACAUCCUGAGUAUCAUACAUCAGACAGAAGUGUACCAAACCAAUGUCAGGAAUGUACAUCCAAUACUGAAGUAGCAUACAAUAGCCCCUCCUCUGUUCAGGUAGGAUACAUCUAAAGUCAGCAUUGAAUUUUCUUUGGGCUUAAGAUUUUAGUGCUGAAAAACUUCAGGUUAAAUCUUUAUUAAUAAUAUGGGUCCAGUUAAUUCACAAAAUGAAAAAGUUGACCAUUGUUUAAUUUUUGGGCUUUUUUUUGGACUCAGCUAAAUUCUGAUGGAAUGGAUUAGUGUGAUUUUAAAAUGUCAAUAGCAGCAUCUACCAUACCAAACGUAUUCAUUUUUGAAGUGACAACUGUAGAGAAAUGACUUGCUCACUGAAACUCAGUCUGGAUUUUGCCAGGUCCAUUCAACUCCUGACUUCAUUACAGUCUUGGUCCAAACAUGGACAAAACAGGUGAACUAAAAAGUAAAGAGACUGCCCUUAACAUAAAGGCAGCACUUAAUAAGUGUGGCAUUAAGAAGCCUUAACAAAACAGGAGUCAGUGGGAAAACUCUCCAUUGAUUGGAAUCAUACCUAACACAAAGGAAGUGACUGUGGUUAUUAUGGGCCACCCUCUCAAUCCCAAAACAUCGCUACAGGAGUUUCUCAGUAUAGUUCUCAGCCUAACCAUCAAUAUACAGCUGCUUUAUCAAUGACUAAUGUCAGAACCUGGGAUGUUUACAACUCCAUAGGAACCAGAAUACUGUGCACAGAAAGAUCUGACAGUAUCCACUCCUGGGCCAACAAUUAGCAAUUAACAUUUACAUUAGACAAGUGCCAGAUAAUGGCCAUCUCCAACGAGAGAAAAUCUAACCAUCACUCCUUUACAAUUCAAUUGCAUUACCAUCAUUGAAUCUCUCUAUCUGGGAGUUACCAUUGACCAUAAACUAAACUGAACUAGCCAAAAAUUGUGGCUGCAAAAGCAGUUCAGAGGCCAGGUAUCCUAUAGCAGGUAACUCACCUUUAGACUCCCCAGAGUUUUCCACCAUCUACAAAGCACAAAUAAGGAGUGUGAUGGAACAUUCUUCACUUACC